CGCAGUGUGUCAGUUUGUCUCUGACAGUUGAAGUAUUCACUACUUGUUUGUCAAUUUAAUCAAAAUGGUCAAGUAUAUGCUGAGUGCUGUCGUCUUGUUGUGCCUGAUGGGCUACAUUUCUGCUGGGCCAAUUCCGAAAGAAUUUCAAGAAGUUGCCGGAGAUAUUCGCAAGGUGUGCAUUGAAGAGACGGGUACCACUGUUGAUCUCAUUGAACGGGCCGGAAAGGGUGACUUCGCUGAGGACGACAACUUGAAGUGUUACCUGAAGUGCCUAUUUGCGCAAUUCGGGCUGAUCUCGAAGAAGGGGCUGAACUUCGAGCAAUUGGUCAAGGUUGCUCCACCAGAUAUGAAGGACAUGGCGAAACAGCUUGGAGUGACUUGCAAGGAUAUCAAGAUAAAUGCGGACGGAGAUCAAUGCGACCUGGCUUACCACAUGUCCAAAUGCUUCUUCAAUACUUUCCCUGAUCAAUACUUCAUCAUGUAACAACUGCAAAGAAUGAUCUUCAGUGUGACUUUACUUUCACGAAUUAACAAUCAACUACAGUUUUGCAAAUCUCAAUUUGUAUUUACAUUCAAAUAAAUCCGUUACUCCAAACA
Diachasma alloeum is the source of this 597-nucleotide messenger RNA. RefSeq names its product general odorant-binding protein 83a (gene Obp11). The coding region runs from base 65 to 484 and encodes 139 amino acids. Lineage: Eukaryota; Metazoa; Arthropoda; Insecta; Hymenoptera; Braconidae. Gene Ontology annotation, molecular function: odorant binding. The transcript is spliced from 6 exons. The record is from RefSeq and is a predicted model, not a curated record.